Molecule: messenger RNA, 1155 nt
Organism: Bipolaris oryzae ATCC 44560
Lineage: Eukaryota; Fungi; Ascomycota; Dothideomycetes; Pleosporales; Pleosporaceae
Exons: 5
Coding region: 1-1155 (384 amino acids)
Source: RefSeq, a predicted model, not a curated record
AUGGGCAUCACCGAUUCUGUUGGAACAGUAUUAUCCUUUGUCAGCCUAUUAUGGAUACCAGCCACGUUACUUUGCUGCUUGCCAUGGGUGCAGAAACAAAUGCUGUACCUUCACAGCAUCACCUUCUUUCCUGGGAAAUGGCUGACUGAGCCUGAAAGAGCCGGAUUUCUCAAAAACCAGGUUGUACCCUUUCGCAUUGCAACGAAAGACAAACAUGAACUGUUUGCAUGGCUUGUUGCACCACUAGGUGUUUAUGCGAAGAACGGAAAUGCUUUCACUGAAGAAAAGACCGGCAGCAAAGUAGAGGAUACAGUAGCUUGGAAAUCACUAUGCAAAGACCCAGAAGCAAGGCUGCUCAUUUACUUUCACGGCAACUCAGCAACCUUGGCCCAGGAACGUCGAACAAUCGAGUAUCGAUCAUUCUCCGCCGGUGCAUCAGAAAAGAUAUUCGUGCUGGCAUUUGACUACCGCGGCUUCGGCCUCUCCAAGGGAGAGCCGUCUGAACCCGGGUUACUGGACGACGCAGAGGCAGUUAUAGACUGGGCAUUAAACACAUGCCACGUACCCCCAGAACGAAUUGUGCUUCUUGGUCAUUCAUUAGGAACAGCGGUGGUGUCUGGUAUUGCACACCGCUACGCGGCUAACUCGGGCAUUGAAUUUGCAUGUCUCAUUCUGUGUGCAGCAUUUACCAAUGCUGGCAAUGCAUUUUCAUCGUAUUCUAUUGGCGGAGUAGUUCCAGUGCUGGCACCAAUCAGAAUCUUCCCUGCGUUUCAGAAAUGGUUCGCGCAGAGAAUGGUCAGUACAUGGCGUACCGACGAUCGACUUGCGGCCAUGGCGCGAACUUGUCCAAGGUUCAAUCUGGUCUUGGUGCAUGCCGAAAGCGACUCGACCAUGCCAUGGCACGAAACGGAAGCCCUUUUCCAUUCGACUCUGCGGGCCGCCAAGGACGCGAGCCCAGGUGACGAGAGCUUCAAAGAGGUUGAAGUUGUUGACUUGGGUGAAGCGGGCAGACGCGAAAUAUGGCGCAGCGACUCGCGCAGUAUAUCCAAGACGAUUGCAAAGCAUGGAGGCCACAAUACGUCAAUGACCUGGUCACCUGUGGCGCUCACCAUCCUUCAGGUUUUUGGCCUUACGGCUGGUACGGCACGCGGGUAG